Messenger RNA from Gasterosteus aculeatus aculeatus (three-spined stickleback), 3201 nucleotides. RefSeq names its product sodium- and chloride-dependent GABA transporter 2. Gene Ontology annotation, biological process: amino acid transport; nitrogen compound transport; sodium ion transmembrane transport. The record is from RefSeq and is a predicted model, not a curated record. Gene Ontology annotation, cellular component: plasma membrane; cell projection. Gene Ontology annotation, molecular function: gamma-aminobutyric acid:sodium:chloride symporter activity. NCBI's taxonomy places the organism in Eukaryota, Metazoa, Chordata, Actinopteri, Perciformes, Gasterosteidae.
CUUAUCAGUGUGCUUCUCUAUUUUUCUGAAAGCAGAGAACAGGAAAUAUGACUAUUAUUUAAUUGUGUUGCUAAAUAACACCGUUUCUGCAGCAGAAGUGGUCUGCUGCACUAGACGGUGACACUAUGCACACCGGUCCAGCGUCGUCCAAUGGCGCACCUUAUUUUAAGCAUGGAGUCAUGUACUUUGCUCCGAAAGGGGCUGACGAGGGCAAAGGGAGACCGGAAGAGGCUGGCCUCAGUUUAGCAUUACAAAUCCCCGCCCCUCACUCCAGUCCGGUUAAAUUCCUAAAAGUGCAGCGUUUACUGAUAAACCUCCAGAGACGGCUUCAGCCUUGAGACCACAGCCACACACAGGGGAUCAAGUGGCACGGCGAUGAAAGUUGCACACAUGGAUCUAACAUAUGUAAAACCACGUGACUCCACUUUCUCCCACUCUGCAUCUGGAACUCUUCGGUGACGCUGCCAAAGCGUGUCCCCCAAAUGGCGUCAGCCAGGCCAUGGACGAGAGGGCCUCUUCUGAGGAGAAGAUGGAGGAGCGGGGCCAGUGGGGCAACAAGCUGGAGUUUGUUUUAUCCGUUGCCGGGUCCAUCAUCGGCCUGGGCAACAUGUGGCGCUUUCCGUACCUCUGCUACAAGAAUGGAGGAGGUGCAUUCCUCAUCCCCUACUUGAUCUUCCUGUUCACCUGCGGCGUCCCCGUCUUCUUCUUGGAGGUGGCCCUGGGCCAGUACACCAGCCAGGGAGGCAUUACCUGCUGGAGGAAAAUCAGUCCGUUGUUUGAAGGUCUUGGCUAUGGCACCCAAGUGAUUGUAGCUUUGUUGAACUUCUACUACAUCAUUGUUCUUGCCUGGGGCAUUUUCUACCUGUCAUACUCCUUCUCCUGGGACCUGGCCUGGUCGUCCUGCAACAACACCUGGAACACAGAAAACUGUGUUGGGUUACAGAGAAGAAACACCUCCAUCGGACUGACGAUUAACCCAAAUGUCACCUCUCCCGUCAUCGAGUUCUGGGAGAGAAGAGUGCUGAGGAUUUCCCCGGGCCUCGACCACAUGGGCUCACUGAACUGGGACCUGGUCCUGUGCCUGUUCAUCGCCUGGGUCAUGUGCUACUUCUGCAUCUGGAAGGGGGUGAAAUCCACAGGAAAGGUGGUCUACUUCACCGCGACCUUCCCCUAUCUGAUGCUGAUUGUGCUGCUGAUCAGAGGGCUCACCCUGCCUGGUGCUGCCAUCGGCAUCCAGUUCUACCUUUAUCCAGAUCUGGGACGCCUGGCUGACCCACAGGUGUGGAUGGAUGCUGGCACACAGAUCUUCUUCUCCUACGCCAUCUGUUUAGGGUCGCUGACUGCUCUGGGAAGCUACAACAAAUACAAUAAUAACUGUUACAGAGAUUGCAUGGCGUUGUGCUUUCUGAACAGUGGCACCAGUUUUGUUGCAGGCUUUGCAAUCUUCUCCAUCCUGGGUUUCAUGUCCUACGAACAGAAUGUUCCCAUCUCAGAAGUGGCAGAAUCUGGUCCUGGCCUGGCCUUCAUAGCUUACCCCCGCGCUGUGAGCAUGAUGCCUUUCUCUCCUCUGUGGGCUGCACUCUUCUUCAUUAUGAUCGUCUUUCUGGGGCUCGACAGUCAGUUUGUGUGUGUUGAGAGCCUUGUGACGGCGAUAGUCGACAUGUACCCGACUAUCUUCAGACGUAAAAACCGACGGGAGCUCUUCCUGCUUGGUGUGGUGUUCGUCUCCUUCUUUGUGGGCCUCAUUAUGCUGAUGGAGGGAGGCAUGUACGUUUUCCAGCUCUUUGACUAUUAUGCAGCCAGUGGCAUGUGUCUUCUCUUCAUGUCCAUCUUUGAAACUGUCUGCAUUGCUUGGGUCUAUGGUGCAGAUCGCUUUUAUGAUAACAUUGAGGACAUGAUUGGCUACCGUCCAGGAUGUUACUUCAAGUAUUGCUGGUUAUUCUUCACACCUGCCACGUGCAUUGGUACUUUUGCCUUCUCUCUCAUCAAAUACACCCCUCUAAAGUACAACAACGAGUAUGUGUACCCCUGGUGGGGUUAUGCGAUUGGCUGGCUGCUCGCUCUCUCCUCCAUGGUCUGCAUUCCUCUUUGGAUGGUGUACAAGAUCAGCACCACCAAAGGGACGUUCAGAGAGCGCAUCCAGCUGCUCAUCACGCCAUCGGACACUUUGCCCAAAACCAAGAGGGAGCAGGAGAACUUACUUGCCAUCUUUGCUGCGGAUGGAGAAGAUACCGUGACUAGAAACUGCUACUAUCCCGUAUCAGAGACGGACACCAACUUAUGAGCCCCCAGUGGAGAUGUGUAUGGGAUAGACAUUUGGGUUUUGUUUCCAUCUUUGACUGCUGCACCCUCGCCUCCAUCCUAAAUAUUACUGCAGGGAAAGAUCACCAUUAAAUGUUACAUAACCGAUUUUCAAUUAUAACAGGUAUAGAGGACUCAGGAGAUAAUAGUAAAUAUUAGAUAGUAAGCGUACAAUGUGCUGGGUUUGGCAGCGCCUGUACAUUUCAGGGAUGCCAAAUGUGGAUACAUAAAAAGGAAAGAAAACAGUAACGCAAAAAGUAAUUUGUUUGAGUUUUAAAGGGACAUGGGCAUUUUCUGUGAGGGACAAAAGUUAUUUACUCUACUCAAACUGAAAUAUAUGAGUACAUUGGCAUAUAUUGUUCAACUGCAUUUCAAGAAAGAUUCAAAUUAACUGAUUCAAGGACAGCUUUGUGGGUGACAAUAUUUCUUCAUGGGGUUGAUGGUCAAAGUGUCAGUAGCAGAAACAUAAACCCAAGUUCCAUGAAAGGUUUGCGCUAUAAGGAUAAAGUUUGAUGAAACAGAUUACCGCUGCGUUUAAGAUACUUUUCAAGUGUCCCUGUAUAUCUGACAUUACUUCAUGGCUAUAUAGCCACAUUUGUAUCAUAUAUUGUAUUACCAUAACUGAUCAGGGAAAGUUUCCCUUUUGCAUUUACAUUAAUUCAAAUAUAAUCCUGUGUUUGACAUGAAUAGGAGUUGUAAGAAAAGGAUAUGUCAGUGAAUAGUAUAAUACUGCAGUAGCUGUAGGACUAAUAUGACAUACAAAAUAAUUUCAUAUUUUGUACUGUAAUAGAAUAUGACUGUAAAAAUGUGAAUCUUGUAAGUAUGUUUUUAGUUAAAUACGUGUCUCAUGUUUUCUUGAAACAUUGCUUUGAAGUGCUGCAUUAAAGUCUGAUAAAAAAA